AUGGACCCGGAGGACAUGGUUGAUCGGGACCGGUCCGAGAUCGAGAGCUCCCGCGCCGACGAGCUCAACGGGCUCGCGCUGCUCUUCAUUCUCGGGGCGUCGGGCGGCGGCGCGGUGGGCCGAGUUCUUGGGGCCGCCUGGCGCGCCAGGCUGCCUGCCGUCGUACCGGCCACAAGGGCCGUCCGAAGCGCCGCGAGAGCAGCCAAGACGCCCCCGACACCUCCCGCCGCACCCCGGGCGGGUUCUGCUGCCCCAUCGGCUGGUGCGAGACCAGCGACGACGGGCGCCGCCCCUGCCUCUGCACCCCCGGCGGGCUCUGCUACCCCACCGGCUGUCCCUUUCUUGGAUCCUGUGAAAGCAGUUAAUGAUGCUAUCUCGAAGGUGGAAACUCCUGUUUUCUUUCCUUCCAGGAUUGCCAACACGUACAUUGAGAUCGUAAAAUUACUAUCUCAUGGUGGAUGGUCUGUAUAUCUUCUGGAUAAGUAUGCUGAAAAAGGGUGUUCAGACGUUUGCCCUUUCACAGGUAAUGGUGAGUUCUCCCCAGUGCCUGUCCAGAAGCCAGCAGUGGCUGUCCAGUUGCCUGCUGAGGUGGAUGAGAAGCAUCAUUCGGUGGGAGAUAAGGGGGAUGCAGAGGGAGUUGCUGUCCAGGUGCCCGACAAGGUAAAUGAGAAGCAUCAUUCAGAGGGAGACAAGGAGGAUUCAGAGGGAGGUGAGAAGCAGCCUGCAGAUGGAGACUAUGCUUGCUUUUUUCAUGAGAUCGGCAAAAAGGCGUAUGAUUUGCUGUACCAGGACUAUAACACAGGUCUGAAGAUGGUAUCUGACUGUAAGGUGCUUGACACCGCUGUUCUUUUGUCUGAUGGCUCUGAGCAAGUUGGAAAAGCAUCUUUGGGAUUUGAGUUGUCAUCUGAUACAAAGCUUAUCAAACUUACACUUGAUGAUGUGUUGAGGCCUGGUUUGAAGGGACUUCUGUCUAUUCCCGUCUCCUCCCAGAGCUCAUCGAAGGUGGACCUUCAGUAUCGUCAUCUCGGUGCUUGUAUAACCGGAAGUUCUGAGCUUCAGGGAUCGCCAAUUGUUUCGUUUUCUGCUAUGAUUGGCACGAAAAGCAUUGCUUUAGGUGCUGAUGUUUCGGUCAUCACAAAGUCCCUCGAUGCUUUGGGCGCGGUUGGUUCCCUUGAAACCCAGCUCCUGCGAUUUCCUAAGUACACCUGUGGUUUGGUUCUAUCGGAAGGAGACGUGGGUGCUUCUUUCACAAUGGAAAAUGCCGACGUUCUCACAGCAACUUAUCAUCAGAAGUUAGACGAGACGACGUCCAUCGCUGCCAAGGUGCAGCGUGUUCUGUCUUCCAACGACAGCACUCUUACGGCGGGUUUUUCUCAUUCUCUGGAUCCGAACACAACGGUGAAGGCCAAGCUUGGCAGUGAUGGAGCGGUGAGCGUCCUGCUCCGGUACGGCCCCAAGCCCAAGCGCUACGUCGCCUUCUCCGCCGAGUCCAAUUCCCAAGCGCCUCAAAAGGAUACCAAGUUUGGUCUGUGUGUCGCGCUAGGGGCGUGA
Molecule: messenger RNA, 1551 nt
Organism: Triticum turgidum subsp. durum (durum wheat)
Lineage: Eukaryota; Viridiplantae; Streptophyta; Magnoliopsida; Poales; Poaceae
Source: the annotation of a GenBank genome assembly